AUGAAUAAUAGCAAUGAAGCGAUGAUCUAUCAACAUAAGGCUACGGAUUUAAAAUUUGGUAAUGAUCAUUCGUCACCGAUGCCAAACGGUAUUCUAGCAUCGAGUGAAUUUAUUCAAAGUUUUUCUACAUUUUUCGAUAAAUGUCAAAAUGUUACAACACGAUCAUCUUUUUGUCAACCUCUCAACGAAGUUAACAAUUAUUUAGAAAGCAAUGAAUGGAAUGAAGUUUUGCAUCAGACUCCACAAAUGACACUCAUGAUUGCUCAGACAUUAAUGAACAAUCAACAAUAUCAAUUGGCAAUCUCGUUUCUCGAACCAACUUUAAUUAUCAUUAGAUGGACGGACGAUGUCGAAUUCGAUCCAUUGCACAGAUCGAAAUGCUAUGAAGCCUUGAGUUAUUGCUAUCAUCACUUAGGUAUAAAUGAGAAAGCUCUAGAAUAUUACACGUCGGGAUUAGACGAAAAUAUUCAUUUACCUCCUCAGCACCAUAUUAAAAUAUUAUCUGGCGUCGGUAAAGUACUCGAAAAGAUGAAUCAAUGGGAAGAAGCUUUACAAAAGUAUAUCAAAGCGGCUGAAAUCUAUCAGAUUGAAUUACCAAAUGCAGAUUCAGAGGAUGUUGCUCAUGCCGAGAAACGCAUUGAACGAGUUAUAUCACACCUUCUUCCACCCGAUAAAUAA
This is a messenger RNA of Rotaria sp. Silwood1, 678 nucleotides long. Lineage: Eukaryota; Metazoa; Rotifera; Eurotatoria; Philodinida; Philodinidae. The record is from the annotation of a GenBank genome assembly.